CACGUGUCAAAUAACCGUUUAUGUCAAUUUUCAACUGUCACACGUUAAAGCCAAAAUUCCCAUACAUUCAUGCGUAUUUUGAUUUAUGUGAAUUGUGAAUUUUUUAGUUGUAAUAUACUUGUGUUGAUUCUGAAAGUAUGAAUUGUAUUGAAUAAUUGUUUAAUAAUAUUUAUAUAUUUUCAAGAACAUGAAUGAUGCCUCAUCAGUUGGUGGCCCGGCUGGGCCAAUUACAAUAAAUAAAGACCUCAUUGUUAAGGAAGGAUGGCUACAAAAAAGAGGAGAACAUUGGAAAAAUUGGAGACCAAGGUAUUUUGUUCUCCUCAAUGAUGGAGCUCUGGUAGGUUUUAAAAGCAAACCUGAUGACUACUUUCAUGUUGAGCCCUUAAAUAAUUUUACAGUUAAAGGUUGUCAAAUUAUGUCUACCGAUAGACCUAAACCAUUCACUUUCAUCAUUAGAGGAUUGCAAUGGACCACUGUCAUUGAACGGAUGUUCUGUGUUGAAACAGAACAAGAAAGGGAAGAAUGGGUAGCUUCUAUAAAAAUGGUGUCUGAAAGAAUUUCAGACUGUGAAGAUGUAGAAAUGAAUCCUGCAAACAACGAGUCUGGUGCCAUGGAAGAUCUUUGUGAGAAAUUCUCAUUACAAGGUACAUCUAUUUCUAAAUCAACGGGAAAACGAAAAGUUACACUGGAAAGUUUUGAAUUCAUUAAAGUGCUUGGUAAAGGUACUUUCGGAAAAGUUAUUUUAUGUAGAGAGAAAGCAACUGGGAGAUUAUAUGCUAUAAAAAUUCUGAAAAAAGAAGUAAUUAUUCAAAAAGACGAAGUCGCUCAUACACAAACAGAAAAUCGUGUUCUUAGGACUACUCAUCAUCCAUUUUUAACUUCCUUAAAAUAUUCAUUUCAAACAAAUGACAGAUUAUGUUUUGUUAUGGAAUACGUAAAUGGUGGAGAGCUCUUUUUUCAUUUGUCAAGAGAGCGAGUUUUUUCUGAAGAUAGGACACGAUUUUAUGGUGCCGAAAUUAUAUCUGCAUUAGCAUAUCUCCAUUCACAGGGAAUUAUAUACAGAGACCUAAAAUUAGAAAAUCUAUUACUGGAUAAGGAUGGACAUAUAAAAAUAACAGAUUUUGGAUUGUGCAAAGAAGAUAUUACUUAUGGUCGUACUACAAAAACAUUUUGUGGUACUCCAGAGUAUUUAGCACCAGAAGUACUGGAAGACAAUGAUUAUGGUAGAGCUGUUGAUUGGUGGGGAAUAGGUGUUGUGAUGUAUGAAAUGAUGUGUGGCCGAUUGCCGUUCUACAACCGAGAUCAUGAUGUCUUAUUUACACUCAUACUCAUGGAAGACGUUAAAUUUCCUAGAAAUCUAAGUACCGAAGCUAAAGAACUGCUUUCUGGACUACUUGUGAAAGAUCCAACGAAGCGACUGGGUGGCGGACCUGAGGACGCCAAGCAGAUUAUGGCACAUCCUUUCUUCAGUUGUAUCAAUUGGAGGGAUUUAGAACUGAAAAAGAUUCCUCCUCCUUUUAAGCCUCAAGUAACUAGUGAUACGGAUACGAGAUAUUUUGAUUCUGAAUUCACCGGCGAGAGUGUUGAACUAACGCCACCUGAUACAAGUAGACCUUUAGGUUCAAUUCAAGAAGAACCUUAUUUUCCACAGUUCAGUUUUCAAGAUUUGUCAUCGACAUUGGGUAGUUCAGCAUAUAUAAGUAGUAGUAUGACCAGUGUAGCGCCAAUGCAAUGAUUUUAAAUAUUUUGUAAAGUUCUGGGUACUUAUAUGAAACCAUCAUACACACAGUUAAGUUAUAAACCUUUAUCAUUUUUAUGAUAAUAUUUUAUACAUAUUGUAAAUAAAAUAGAAAAAGUAAUCUCUUAAAAAAUAUAAAAAUAAAUAUCAUACCAUAAUUUGUAUAUAAAUAAGUUAUUAUAUUUCGUAGAUUUUGUAAUUCAACAAUUUUUUUAUGUGUAAUCUGGAAGAAUUUUUUUGUUUUCGCUUAUUCAAAAAAAUAAAUGUUACACCAUUAA
This is a messenger RNA of Diorhabda carinulata, 2016 nucleotides long. Its product is annotated as RAC serine/threonine-protein kinase. Lineage: Eukaryota; Metazoa; Arthropoda; Insecta; Coleoptera; Chrysomelidae. The transcript has 9 exons. The coding region runs from base 188 to 1735 and encodes 515 amino acids. The record is from RefSeq and is a predicted model, not a curated record. Gene Ontology annotation, biological process: protein phosphorylation. Gene Ontology annotation, molecular function: protein serine/threonine kinase activity; ATP binding.